GGGCGCUCAAUCGAAGUAAGACCUAAGAUGUGUCCUUCCCCUGCUGCGCCCGAACUCAAAGUUGCUCAUGCGGGCAAGAAUUCCACACACACACCCCACCCCGCCCAUGACUGUACAAGCACUUUUUGGAGCCUUAACCCGCCUAUCUGUUGCACAUGGGAAUGCUGUGGAUAUGGCAGGAAGACCACUUCCAAUCGAUUGUGCGGGCUGCGCUUUAUACGAGCACUGCAAAACGCACCAUUUGUCUACCCGGAAGCCGGUUGAUCUCAGUGAGGUCUAGCUUCCUAGUAAAAACGUUUAAGAUAGCAGCCUAAAGAUUUGUGAGAGUAAAUGCCUUUGAAAUCGGUGAGACUUCCGUAAACACGUAUAAGAUCCGGUUACGCGAGUCAUGUAUGAAGAAGCUGUCCUUUUUUCGUACAGAAGUGUUUCUGCCUGGUAUGUUGUGGGUGGAGCACUAGAGCCUUGUUUUCCUUCUGUCAAGUUCUGCGGUGCAUCUGGAACAGGGUUCACCAUGGCACGAGAAGACCCAGAGUCACUGCCCACCCUGAAGCUCCUUUUGGUUGGAGACAGCGCAGUGGGGAAAUCCAGCCUCUUGCUGAGAUUCACCGAUGAUCAGUUUGAACCUUACCGCAGUCCAACCAUUGGUGUUGAUUUUAAAGUGAAGAAGACAGUGGUUGGCGACCUUCCUGUGCAGCUAGCAAUAUGGGACACAGCAGGGCAGGAGCGGUUUCGAACACUAACUCCUAGCUAUUAUCGAGGUGCUCAAGGUGUGAUUUUAGUUUACGACGUCACCAGGAGAGAGACUUUUCUGGGCCUGGAAAACUGGCUGCGGGAGCUGGAGAUGUAUACAAGGGAAAAGGUGGUGAAGAUUCUGGUGGGCAACAAGAUCGAUAAGCCUGAUCGUGAGGUAGACAGAAAGGAAGGCUUGCAGUUUGCUCGGAAACACUCCAUGCUCUUCAUAGCAAAGUCCCAGGUGGAUAAUACAGCUCCAAGUACACAGACCCACCAGUACUUCAAGGUCACCAAGAUUCAGGAAGCCCAGAAAAGAAUUGGGCUGAUUGAAAGAGAGAACAAGACCCUCUCAGCACGCUUGGCUGACAUCUAUCGUGGGGGAAGUAUGGUAGAUUGCUGGAAUCCAUACACCCAGAAGAGCGCAAUCCGAGAGAAGAAUAAUGUCGAACUCGUGAGGAUCACCAUGGAGAACCAGGGCCUACUUAAAAGGCUCAAGAGCCGCAAAGCAACCUACGACCGGAAGCAGUACGAGCUGGAUUGGCAGAAUUCAAGGAAAUUUCUCAAGUUUUCCAGCCGCUUUCUCCAGGCACCUUGCGACAAGGCUGCAUGAGGAUAGAACAAGUCAUUUGGUGCCACUCAAGACUUAACAGCAAGUUGAUGGCAAGGUCAACAACUGGCUGAUAUCUUCAUUUAGGAUUUUUAGAAUAAAGCAUGAGGCAUUGAAAGAA
Hemicordylus capensis (graceful crag lizard) is the source of this 1460-nucleotide messenger RNA. RefSeq names its product CFAP97 domain containing 1 (gene CFAP97D1). Lineage: Eukaryota; Metazoa; Chordata; Lepidosauria; Squamata; Cordylidae. Gene Ontology annotation, molecular function: GTP binding; GTPase activity. The transcript has 12 exons. Bases 389 to 1342 code for a protein of 317 amino acids. The record is from RefSeq and is a predicted model, not a curated record. Gene Ontology annotation, biological process: sperm axoneme assembly.